Thlaspi arvense is the source of this 1611-nucleotide messenger RNA. The record is from the annotation of a GenBank genome assembly. NCBI's taxonomy places the organism in Eukaryota, Viridiplantae, Streptophyta, Magnoliopsida, Brassicales, Brassicaceae.
AUGAAAUUGAAAAAGAGAGAAAGAGAGAUUAUGGGGAAGCAAGGGCCUUGCUGUCACUGUGGAGUUACAAGUACACCUCUGUGGCGAAAUGGGCCACCAGAGAAGCCGGUAUUGUGCAAUGCGUGUGGAUCGCGUUGGAGAACAAAGGGAACACUUGUGAACUACACACCGCUUCACUCUCGUGCUGAUGGUGAUGACUAUGAGGAUCAUCAGAGGUUCCAAAGAAUGAAGAGCAUUUCUGUAAGUAACAAGAACAAAGAGACGAAGUUUCUCAAGAGGAAAGCGAUUCAAGAAACCCUCGCCAUUAAAAGACCGGUCUUGGAAUUCAAUUAUGGUUUGAAGAAGGCUGCACUAGAGGAGGAUGCUAGUAACAGAUCGAGUUCCGGUUCGGCUAUAUCGAACUCUGAGAGCUGUGCACAGUUUAGCAGUGCAGACGGGAGCGAGUUAACAGGUCCGUCUCAGUCUAACGCUUGGGACACGACUGUUCCUUCCAAGAGGAGGACGUGUGUUGGCCGUCCAAAGUCAUCUUCUGUUGAAAAGCUCACGAAGGACCUUUACAAUAUUCUACAAGAGCAGCAAUCGUCGUGUCUCUCGGUUUCAUCAGAGGAAGAUCUUCUCUUUGAGAAUGAAAUGUCAAUGGUCUCUUUCGAGUUUGGACAUGGGAGUGUUCUGAUGAGGAAUCCUCACUCGUUUGCUCGGGAAGAGGAGUCUGAAGCCAGCUCGCUCUCUUCAGUUGAGAACAAGCCAUCCAUCAGUGAGGCAUACUCUCAUUCCGUGAAGCGAGCUGAGAUCGGAAUUGAGAGAGGUUCAGGAUCUGGUGGACAAGCAAUAAAGCAAGAGCAACUCAAGAGGACCAAGUCUCAAACUGGAAGAGUGCAUGUCCUGGGGAGCCAUAGUUCACCACUCUGUAGCAUUGAUUUGAAGGAAGUUUUCAACUUUGAUGAGUUCAUACAACAAUUCACAGAAGAAGAACAGAGGAAACUGAUGAAAUUACUUCCUCAGAUUGACUCUGUUAACCUUCCUGAUAGCCUCAGAAUGAUGUUCGAAAGUGCUCAGUUCAAAGAGAACUUCUCUCUGUUUCAGAAACUUAUUGCAGAUGGUGUCUUUGAGAUGCCUUCUACCUCUGGGGCAAAACUCGAAGACUUGAGGACUAUUAAGAAGCUUGCUUUGUCUGAUUUUAACAAAUCUCGUUUGGUGGAGAGCUGUAACCUCCUGAAGGAACCGGAAAAAGGGUCUGGAGAUUCUGUCACUACUACUUCAAGAAGCUCAACCCCAAAUGUACCUAAAAAUAUUGUUACCACUAAGAGACGCAGUGAAAACCAAACCCAAUUGAAGCCAGAGUCAAGAGGGCUUAUGAGGAGCCCCAAAAGUGUAACGAAGAUGAAAUCAAGCCAUGAAAGCAAAGUUAUGACAGAGAACAACGUCUCGUGCUUCAGCCCAAGAAGCUUGGCUUCUGUAUUUGCGCAAGAAGGUGGUUCUACAGUGUUUGGCUAUGAAGUUCCGAUCAAGAUCUCCUUCUUCUGGACUUGCCUUCAAAUGGGUCGUUUCCUCAAGCAGAGCUGCUUCACCAACUCUGAGUGGACAAAGCUGCUUAAAAGGAAGGGAUUUUAA